GACUUGCACUGUCAGACGAGUGUCUUCUGUGUCCCUGAUCAUUUUAGAGGGUUAAUGAGGACAGUUAGCUUAAGGUCUAAUAUGAGGCAGAUCUCAUGACUAGUAGCUCACUGUGUGUGUUUUUUUUUCUGUCUAUGUUUGCUGUCUGGUUUGAAAUCGGAGUAUAAAAGGGAAGGCAUUUUCGACAAAAGUGGAUAGUUUCAAAAAGACAACAGCAGCAGUGUCAGACCUUAGUCUAUUUGGACUUCUAAAGACUUUUUAACGGUACAGUGUUUGUUGAUGGGCAUUCUCUCUACUCUUACUUUUCUAGUCUUGAAAAGUGAGAGAGUGUGUGUGGUUGUUGACGGUGCAGCCAGUUUUAGUAGGAAAUGGAUACGCUGAGUGGUGAGCUGAGUGAAAAGGAGCGGAAGCUGCUGCUGAUCCGCAGGGCCAGUGGAACCAAAGCCUCACAGCUGGCUCAGAUGGAGAAGAUGCUGCAGGAGACCAAAAGCAUGAUGGACAAGAAGACUGAAAAGGAUACAGAAAAAAACACAUACGAGGACAACAUGGUGUCUGAGCUGGAGGAGAAGGUGCAGCGCAGUAAGCGAGAGAGGCGUAACUCACUGCACCGCACGCAGCUUCUGGAAAGUCAGAUGAAGACAGUGCGUGGUGAGCUGGUGGACACCUUGGACCACUUGCAGGCCCUCAGAGACGUCCUACGUCGCUCACAGCAGAAAGCUGAGAAGCGCCAAGCAGCCAUGGAGAAACUGAAUGCCGAGCUCAGGUGAGACCCUGACCAGCAGACCUGACCUCAACGCUGUUAAGUGACACAGAGUGACAUUAAAGUCUACUCCUGCUUGCUGAUAUGACUGUUCUAUCAUUUUAUAAGACAAUCAUCAUGUCUAACUUCCCAGAUUGCAAGAGGGUUUGUAUUUUAAUGGUUUUAAGACCCUCCUUGAGUAUUUAAUAUAGCUUGGAGUUCUGUUAAGAGUUAAGAAUGGUUUUAUAUACUUCAUCCACUGUGUAUGUUGAAAAGUAGGAUUGUUUUUUAACUGGAAAUGUUUAUAUCAUUUGGCAAUUGUGCCCUUGCCAAUAUAUUUUAGCUUUUUUUGUAAGUGAGAAAAUAAGGUUUUUCUAAGGUUAUUUAUUUUGGGUUAUUUCCCAAAGUUGUUUCCUUCUACCUCCCCAAAACAUUAAAAGGAGACAUUCUAGCCAGACUAAUUUGACACAAGGUGUAAAAAGGUGUGUCAAUAUUUGUGCAUGUUCCCCUCGAUCUCAUCAAGCAUAUACUUAAGUCAGUAAACAAUUUUUGUAGUAGGAUCUGCUGAAAGAGACCACCGCCAUAAUGGAAUGCCAAUGCCAGAAAGGGGUUUUCUUGCUCUGCAACAACAUUUAGAUAGAUGAUACGUGUCACACAUGGACGCCAGGACACAAGGUUUCCAAGCAGAACAUUGCCCAAAGAAACACACUGCCUCACACUUGCCACAUCCCUAUAGUGCAUCCUGGUGUCAAACACCAGAUCACCUUUCUCCAUUGCUCCAUGGUCAUUUCUAAUGCUCAGUUGCCUAUUAUAGGUGCUUUUGGUAGUGUACAGGGGUCAGCAUGGGCACUCUGACCGGUGUGUGGCUCUGCAGCCUUAUCUUGGCUAUGUCAUCUUGCUGAAUGCACUGUGUUUUGAUAGCUUCAUCAUAGCUAGCAAUAACUGUGGGAUCUGACCAUAUGGGCUAGGUUUCAUUCCCCAAACCUGUCAGUAAGCUUUGAAUGCCCAUGGCCUGGUGGUAGGUUUACCAG
Messenger RNA from Clarias gariepinus (North African catfish), 1770 nucleotides. RefSeq names its product coiled-coil domain-containing protein 18. The transcript has 3 exons. The record is from RefSeq and is a predicted model, not a curated record. NCBI's taxonomy places the organism in Eukaryota, Metazoa, Chordata, Actinopteri, Siluriformes, Clariidae. The coding region runs from base 369 to 767 and encodes 132 amino acids.